AUGGUCCUUGGACACUUUAGCUCUACUGGAGCUACAGCACAACAAGACAAAUACGAUCCUCCUACAGCAGCAGACAAAGAAAUCCUCGACCACGAUGCAGAGAAGUCGCAAACGAGCUCUCCUCCUCCAGGCGAAGUUCGCAAUGAAGAAGAAAUCGCAGCAGCAUACAACAUUAACGAGAAGAGCCUCGUUCGAAAAUUAGACGUCCACCUCCUCCCCGCCGUCUGCAUCCUCUACCUCCUCUCCUUCCUCGACCGCGCCAACGUCGCCAAUGCCCGUCUCGAAGGCCUCUUAGUUGACCUCGGCAUUACAGCAAAUCAAUACCUUACCGGCCUUACAAUGUUCUUCGUCGGGUACAUUCUUCUCGAAGUCAUCUGGAACGUCAUUCUCAAACGCAUUGGACCUAAGAUUUGGCUUCCUAGCACAACACUCGCAUUCGGAAUUGUCGCGACAUUGCAAGGUGUGGUGCAGAGACAGAAUGGAGUCGCGGGAUUCUUGAUUGUGAGGUUCUUCCUUGGAGUUGCUGAGGGAGCGCUGUUCCCUGGUGUGGUGUUUUAUUUGAGUAUGUGGUACAAGAGAUCGGAGAGACAAUUCCGCAUUGCGCUGUUCUUUGCCAUGGCGAGUUUGGCGGGUGCGUUUGGUGGUAUUUUGGCGUAUGGUAUUGGACAUAUGCGAGGUGUUGGAGGGUAUAAUGGGUGGAGAUGGAUCUUCAUCCUCGAAGGCUUGUUGACUUGUGUCGUGGCUGUAGCAGCCUACUGGUUUGUUGCAGACUGGCCAAACAAAGCAAAAUUCGUUACAGAAGGAGAGCGAGCAUUUAUCAAUGCCCGCUUGAAGAACGACAGUGACGCGACUCAACACGAAGGCUUCACCUGGGCGAACGUGGGUUCCGCGUUCAAGGAUCCGAAAGUCUGGCUGUACAACGGAGUCUUCCACACUCUAUCCCUCCCACUCUACACUCUAUCCCUCUUCUUGCCCUCCAUCAUCGCCGCCCUCGGCUACGCCUCCUGGGAAGCUCAACUCCUCACCGUCCCUCCCUACGCCCUGGCCGCUAUCCUCACAGUCGGCUACGCCUUCGUCUCCGAACGCUACAAACUCCGCGCCCCCUUCAUCCUCUUCUCCACCUCCACCGCCAUCCUAGGCUACAUUCUCCUCCUCUCCAACCCCUCCCCUACAACCCGUCCCGCUCAAUCCUACGUCGGAGUGUUCCUCGCCGCUGCUGGAAUUUAUCCUUCUGUCGCGUUGGGUCUAUCGUGGCCGGCGAUGAAUGUUUCGGGUCAGACGAAACGUGCUGCGGCGAACGGGUUGCAGAUUACGAUUGGUAAUUUGGGUGCCGUGAUUGGCACGCAGCUGUAUAGAGGGGCGGAUGCGCCAAAGUAUGUUGUGGGACAUAGUGUGGCUCUUACAUAUUUGGUCGGUAACCUUGUGGUUGUGUCGACGUUGUGGUGGCUGUUGAAUAAGAUCAACAGGGAGAGAGAUGAGAUUGCCGCCAGAGAAGGCGCAGAAGUUCUCACAGGGGAGUGGCAAGGUGAUGAGGAUUUGAGGUGGAGAUUUAGGGUCUAA
Messenger RNA from Cercospora beticola, 1560 nucleotides. RefSeq lists its product as uncharacterized. The record is from RefSeq and is a predicted model, not a curated record. Lineage: Eukaryota; Fungi; Ascomycota; Dothideomycetes; Mycosphaerellales; Mycosphaerellaceae. Gene Ontology annotation, biological process: transmembrane transport. Gene Ontology annotation, molecular function: transmembrane transporter activity. Gene Ontology annotation, cellular component: membrane.